AUGGACACCUCGACCGCCCAGGUCAAGGUGAUCUUCACCACAAACGAGGCCGACUUGGAGCUUCCCGAAGCCAGGAGACAAUUGCUCGUGCCGGCCGACAUCAAGCGUUAUGGCCUCUCUCGAGUCCUCAACUCCGAGUCGAUGCUCAACACCUCCUCUCCCAUCCCGCUCGACUUUCUCGCCAACGGCACCUUUCUCACAACCUCGAUUGAGGAGUACCUCACCAGCGAGGGUCUGUCCUCCGAAAGCACACUGACGCUGCAGUACGUCCGCAGCCUGCUGCCACCCUCGUACGAGGCCAGCUUCGAGCACGACGACUGGGUCGCGGCCGUCGACUGCCUGUCCGCCACCUCGGCGGCUGGCCGGCUGGCCGACGGCGGCGGCACCGUUAAGGAGCGCGUCGCGAGCGCUUCCUACGACGGCCUCGUGCGGAUAUGGAAUCCCCAGGGCGAGGUGGUCGCCACCUCUGCGGCCGGCGCGGGAGGCGGCCACUCUCUGCGCCUCAACGCCUUGCGGUGGCUGUCGGCCAAGCAGGUCGCCUCGGCCGGCCUUGACCGCAAAGUUGUCGUCUGGGACUACGCCGAGUCCAACGACGGCUUCUCCGCCGCGCUCAAGCCCUCAAUGGAACUAUGGGGUCACGGCAAGUCCAUCCUCGCCAUGGACGCGAGCCUGUCGACACGCCGCCUCCUGACGGCCUCGUCCGACGGCCAAAUUGGCCUGUGGUCGACGUCGAAGCGCACUGCACCGCAGGCCGAUCCGGAGAGCCUGCCGGGAGCGCACACAACUAAGAAGGCGCGGCUUGCGGGCGCCGCGACGACGGCACAGCGAGGUCCGCUCGCGCUCAUUCCCGUGCACGACGCGCCCGUGACGGCGGCGCUCUUCCACCCGCACGACGCGACCGUCGCCUACACGGCAUCCGAGGACCACACGGUGCGCACCAUCGACCUGACGACGCAGCGGCCGGUAGCGCGCCUCGCCACCAUGCACCCGCUCUUGUGCGCCGUCGCGCUGCCUGCCCGCGGCCUCAUCGCCGCCGGCUCCUCGGCGCGCCACAUCACGCUGCUGGACCCGCGCGAGGCCGCCGCCGCGACGGCCGCCAUGACGCUGCGCGGCCACGUCAACAUGGUGUCAUCGCUGGCGGCGUCGCCCGACAAUGACUACGCGAUCGUGUCGGGGGCGCACGACGGUACGUGCCGUGUCUGGGACCUGCGCAGCGCGCGUGCGGGCACGGCCGACGAGGGCGGCGGCCGCGUCAGCCAGCCCGUCUACACGAUUGGCCGCGAGUGGCUGAGGGGCAAGAAGCUGCCGCCGGCAGGUGACGGCGUCAAGGUCCUGAGCGUCGCUUGGGACAAGACCUGGGGGAUUGUGAGCGCCGGUGAGGAUAAAAAGGUGCAGAUUAACAGAGGACGCGGGUUGCUGGCGGAGUAG
This is a messenger RNA of Cordyceps militaris CM01, 1428 nucleotides long. RefSeq names its product WD40/YVTN repeat-like-containing domain. Gene Ontology annotation, molecular function: protein binding. The transcript has 2 exons. Gene Ontology annotation, biological process: ribosome biogenesis. Lineage: Eukaryota; Fungi; Ascomycota; Sordariomycetes; Hypocreales; Cordycipitaceae. The record is from RefSeq and is a predicted model, not a curated record. Gene Ontology annotation, cellular component: preribosome, large subunit precursor. Bases 1 to 1428 code for a protein of 475 amino acids.